AUGGCCAACAUGGAGCAUGUUCAACUGGUACGGCGAGGGCGUGACCAUGUCGCUCGCUGGAGAGAAGCCAAUCCCACGGAGCCGCUCGACCUGAAUGCCGCCUACAUGAGUUACGUCAGGGCCCCUCAGGUAAAUAUCAGCGGUGCUGACCUUCGUAAUUCGGAUUUGAUGGGUGCCGUCAUGCGGCGGGCCAACCUGUCCGGGUGCUUCCUCAACCCCAGCCACCUCUACCACGCAGACCUUCGGGAGGCCAAUCUCUCCGCUGCCCUCUUCAAUGGCUCCAAUAUGCGAGGUGUCGAUCUGCGGGGUGCCGACCUGACGGGCGCCGAUCUGGAUCGCACUAUUCUUUCGGACGCCAACCUGUCGGGCGCCAAUCUCACCAACGCGAACUUACAGCGUGCCAGUCUUAUCGGGGCGAACCUCUCCGGAGCCAACUUGACGGGAGCGAAUUUCUCCGGUGCAAAUAUAGUACGCACCAACAUGAGCGAAGCCAUCCUGAAUGGUGCUGAUCUGUUCCAGACUCAGAUUUGGGGCUGCGACGUAUCUGGCACAGACUUCACAAGUGCUUCUCUCGGCUACACAGUAGUGCAGGAUUGUGAUCUGAGAGAGGCCAUCGGUCUGGACCAAGCCCGCCAUGAUGCGCCAAGCAGCAUUGGCGUGGAUACGGUUUACCGCUCCGGUGGGCUGAUCCCAACCAUUUUCCUUGCAGGAGCCGGUGUUCCGGCAACGCUUGCCUCGUUUCAGGAGGCCAUUGCUGCUGAGCCACUGCAAUUGUCUGAGUACUACAUUUCUUGCCGGGACGAUGAUGAGGAGUUUGCCCAGAAGCUGAGCGAUGACUUGGGUGCGCUGGGCGUGAAGGCCUGGGUGUUCUCACAGCAUGCGCGCGGCAACGCCCUGGUUUCCCGGCUGAGUUCGUCGGACCAAGAGGAAAUCGAGCGCUGGCUGCGUAACUACGACAAGAUGAUCGUAGUCGCCUCUUCCCGAGCUCUGGACACGGAAUUGAUCCUCAACGAUAUUACGGCGGCUCGCGAUAAGCAGCAAUCGGCAGACCGCUGGCUGCUCUUCUUUGUCGCCCCCGACAACGGCCUGAUGCGUCCCGGCGGACGCGCCGCGCGCACCUUGGCCGCAGAGAACGUCAUCUUUGACUUGCGCCCCGAGGACUCCGCCACAUACGAGGCCGAAGUGGCAAAGCUGGCCAACGCACUCAAGCAGGACCAACCCGCCAGCGCCGGUGUGCCUGCGGUGGAUUUCCAACUGUAG
This is a messenger RNA of Geodia barretti, 1260 nucleotides long. NCBI's taxonomy places the organism in Eukaryota, Metazoa, Porifera, Demospongiae, Tetractinellida, Geodiidae. The record is from the annotation of a GenBank genome assembly.